Molecule: messenger RNA, 3436 nt
Organism: Macrosteles quadrilineatus (aster leafhopper)
Lineage: Eukaryota; Metazoa; Arthropoda; Insecta; Hemiptera; Cicadellidae
Product: serine/arginine repetitive matrix protein 1-like
Exons: 20
Coding region: 337-2883 (848 amino acids)
Biological process (GO): mRNA processing; regulation of mRNA splicing, via spliceosome
Cellular component (GO): spliceosomal complex
Molecular function (GO): RNA binding
Source: RefSeq, a predicted model, not a curated record
GAAAACUUCAUCCGCCAUUUUGUUCGCGUUGGUGUAACAACUCACUCACAGCAGAUGUGGUUUUUAUAUUUUGAUUAUAUAAUAAUUACUUGAAUCAAAUACUGUUGAUCAGUUGAACUUUUUAUUUUCUAACAUUACUGGUAAUUGUGAUCACUUUGUUGACAAAUUACGAGGCUAUUCUCUUUCGAAAUUGUGGCGUUUUCCCUGUAGGCUAGUGUUAGCACGACCCUCGCUACAUUCUAGCCUAGUCCAAGUGUCGAUUUUUAAGUUUCUAGGGUCUAAGAACCUUGGAGUAAUUCUUAUAAUAAGGGAUUUUUGCAAGUUUACCUAGCCAAGAUGAUGUACACGGGGACAACUGCAGAGCAAGAUAAUCGCUUUAGCGAUAAAGAGAAAAAGCUGCUCAAGCAAAUGAAAUUCGACAAUAGCCUUCAGAAGCAAGUUGACAUGUCCAAAGUGAAACUGGAUGUCAUCAAGCCUUGGAUUGCACAAAAAAUCAAUGACAUGCUAAACAUCGAAGACGAUGUUGUUGUCAACUUUGUAUUCAACCAGCUGGAAACCAAAUUCCCUGAUCCAAAAAAGAUGCAAAUCAAUUUGACUGGAUUCCUCAACGGGAAAAAUGCCCGUGCAUUCAUGGGGGAGUUAUGGGAACUGCUAGUGUCUGCCCAGGAGUCGGUCAGCGGCAUACCCGAGCAGUUCAUGGAAAAGAAGAAAGAAGAGAUAAAAAAGAGAAUGGAGGAAGCAGAAAAACAGCAAGAAAAUGCUAAGAAGUCGCUUGAUAAAAAGGAUAAAGACAGAGACAGAAAAAGAGACCGAAGCAGAAGCCGUAGCAGCAGGAAAAGGAGCAGAUCCCGAGAGAGGGAUAGGGAUCGUGAUAGAGAUCGUCACCGUGACAGAGAUCGCAGGGAUAGAGAUAAGAAGGACAGAGACAGGGAGUCAAAACGAUCUCGUUCCAAGUCUCGUUCCAGGCAUGAUAAAAAAGAAAGAGAGCAAUCAGUUAAAAAAGAAAAUGAAAGUGAACCGAAACUGGACAAUGGAAAAGACCGAUCACACAGUCCUGAAGCAGAGGUGGAGAAAGAAAAGAAACUGAAGCUGGAAGUGACGGAUGUGCAGGCCAAGCUGUUCAAGUACGCAGGUCUAGAAGGUGUAGAGGCUUCUGUAAAGAAGGAACGCAGCAGGAGUAGAGCUUCAUCAACAUCAUCUAAACACUCAAACAAGGAGAAAGAAGGUUCUCAGGCAAAAGAAAAGAACGGUUCCCCUGAGAAGAAAGAGAAGAGAAGGAACUCGCGGUCUUCUUCGAGCUCGUCAGUUUCAUCACAGGUAGAGAAGAAAACAAAUAACCACAAGAGUUCUAGAUCUCGCUCUCGUUCCCCCCCUCCUAGCAGCAAACCUGCGCGGCGCAGUCGAUCCUCAAGCUCUUCUGAUGAGUCUGAAAAAGGACGGAAGAAGAACGAUGAUUUUGAAAUCCGGAAGAAAGAAGACAGCGUACAGAAGAAGCGUCAGUACAGAAGCAACAAAGAUGAUUCAUCCAGUGAUUCCGACCAUGGAAAGUCACGAAAGGAUCGCGGUCGCAGGUCAGUUUCCAGACAGAGGUCACGAGAUCGCAGAGACAGAUCACGUUCCCGCAGGCGCGACAGUCGCAGGCGAUCUCGGUCUAGAAGGAGAGACAGGUCGAGUCCUAGGAGGAGGUCAGGUACCCGAGAAAGGUCCAGCCGCUACAGGCCAAGCCGCAGAUCUCUGGAGCGGGAGAGAGAACGCGAGAGGGAACGAGAGCGACAACGUGAGAGAGAGCGAAGAGAACGGGAACGUGAGAGGGAAAGAGAGAGGCGAGAGCGAGAGAGAAGGAGAUCACCCAGAAGAAGAAGUCCAAUUCCAAGACCUAGAGGUCGCCGUUCCAGAUCUAACUCCAGAAGACGGUCUAGAACUCGUUCACCUGUGCGAAGGGAUGAUGACAGGAGAGAGAGAGAUCGGAGGAGGGAGAAGGAGUCCCCAAGAAGAAGGUCUCCAACUCCCAACUCCACCAAGGUCCAGGUCCCCUCAACUGCUCCUGUGUCCAAGUCCAAUAGAGUAUCCAAUAGCCUGUCACGUACUCCUUCGCCUUUCAAGAAGACUGAUGAGAAAGAAAGAAGCGAAGAACCAGAAGAUAGGAGGAGAGAAAAGAAACCAUCGAAUAAUAGAGACAGAUCAUCUUCAGCAGAAAGUGAAGAGUCUCGUCGGGAUGAGGAGAAGCCGCCAGUGAAGGCGAGGAGAGAAGACACUCAGGAACGUGACAGAGAGCGAGAACGAUCUAAAGAGCGUAGCAAACCAGCUCCUCCUAAGAAACGUUCUGAGUCUCCUGUUAACUCUAAAAAAGAGGUACGAGAGAAAGAGAAAAAGAAAAAGAAGUCACAUGAUUCCUCAGAUGAAUCAGAGGAAUCAGACACUGAAAAACCAAGAAAAGGCAGGAAACGGCGGGAAUCCAGUUCCUCUCACGAAGAGUCAAAGAAAAAGAAAAAGCACAAACACGAGACUUCAUCAUCAGAGGAAGAGGAGGAGGAAGUGAAACCGAAAAAGAAGAAGCAAAAGAAGGAAUCUUCAUCAGAGGAUGAAGAAGAGGAAGAGGUAAAAUCAAAAAGAAGUAAAAAAAAGAAGAAACAGAAAACACCAUCAUCUUCUGAAUCUGAGGAAAGUGAGGUUGAGGAAAAGAAGAAGAAGAAAGAUAAAAAACACAAAAAACAUAAGAAGCACAAGAAACACAGGAAGCAUAAGAAGCGCAAAGCUGACAGUGAUGAAUCUGACAACGCUUCGGACCCAGACGAUCAAGUGAACAAAUUGCGGGAAAAAGCUCUCAAGUCCAUGAAAAAGAGCAGAGAAGCUACCAGUGAGAACAGUGAUAGCAGUCAGUGAGGACACUUUGUUUGUGUUUAGUGAACUUAACACUUUCUAUACUUGUUUUAAUGUUAAAUGUGUUUUAAUUUGAAAUUACUAUGUUUGGAAGAUGCAAAUGCAUUCUUAAAUUAACAUAAAUAUAUAUAAGUGGAUAUAAGUGUAAUUCGUUAGAUUUAUUUGAUUUUUUUGUAUUAUUUGAACAAAAGCUUGUGUACCUUUUAAGGAUUUCAAACUAUGGUUUGCUGGCUAAAAUCCUCUAAAUGAGACAUAAUUUACACUAGUGUGUACUCUUAGAUCACUGUCUCAUGCAAUGUUUGGAGUACACAAGCUUGUUAAUGUUAACAGAAUGUUAGGCAUUUCAAAGGUUGGUUUCCUGGAUCUUUUGCUAAAGAUUGAACUAUUAACAGGGACUUUUGUUGAAUAGCUUACCAGUAAGGGUGUUUUUGUCAGUACAGUAUAGCAUAUACACAUUUAUUGUUCUGUUAGUUUACUCAAAAAACUGAUUCCUUUAUUUUUUUAAUUGUGUUGACUUGUGAAUGUAUUUCUUUGAAUAAAUCUAUGCUCAGAGGUA